AUGAUUUGUGGUUCAACAAGUAUGACAACAGGCAUGUGCUCCAUAAUAGUUCAUAUACAACCAGUGCUUAUCGGUAUACUUCCGAGCAAAGAGUGUGAAUCAUCAGCAGGUUCUAUAACAAUAUUUGGUCAAGACCUCCGAAGAAACUUGUCUUCUUGUCGUUCAAGCAUGGGUUUCUGUCCACAGUUUAACUGCAUUUUCGAGCACUUGACCGUUAACGACCAUUUUUGGUUUUUCUCUAAGCUGAAAGGAGCUGGUGGUGAUUGGGAGGCAGAUGCAGAUGUGCUCUGCUCUUCUGUCGGCAUGCAACACUUGAGAAGAAAGGCAAGUGAGACGAGCCAAAAUUGA
This is a messenger RNA of Cooperia oncophora, 348 nucleotides long. The record is from the annotation of a GenBank genome assembly. Lineage: Eukaryota; Metazoa; Nematoda; Chromadorea; Rhabditida; Trichostrongylidae.